UUGAAGGUUAUUCUACUUUUAUUCUACCAAAACUGUAACACAAGAUGUGACUGGAAAAUAUGAAUCCUCUGAAUUGGUUUUACCAGUUGUGGCGCCGAUGGUGUAAACUCUCAAUUACUGGGCGGAACCAUGUCUGGUGCAUUGCCCCCAGGGGUUAAUGGGAGGGGCAGUUUGGUUCCCUCACUGUAAUAAUAAUGAGAAAAGGCCCAACUCACACACAGACAGUGGGACAUUCAUGUUAAACAGGUGCCUGAGGGAGUGAGGCUGCACCUUUAUUGUGUUACAUAGUUUCCCCCCAGGGGGCAAAUUAAGGCUCCACCCUCUCGUUAUCCCAUGCUAAUUACCUGCCUUUGAUAAACAUGUGACUAUGCUAAUGAAGGGCGUUAGAGUACAGGAACCCAUCAGCCUUCCUUUCCAUAUUGUGGGAGGAACCUUUUCCCCCAAACAAAGGCCCCGCCCAUAGGGGGUGGGAUCCAAAAUGGGCUAAAAAGCUGCGGGAAUGAGAGCUGAGUUAGUUUGGGGAAGAGACGUGUGGGUACAGGGUACAGGGGCUCUGCAGGCUAAUGAGGAGACUCUGCCCAAGGACAGAAGCUCCACUUCUCUGAUUCUUUGGAUAAAGACAAGAGGCCAUUAGACCAUGCAACUUCUCCAACACCGGGAAAUCCACACAUUGGAGAGAAAAAUCUGUAUCCGACUGAGAAAAAGCUUUAGUGCAAUGAGCAUUCCCAACUCCCAGAUGGAACUUCCCUCAGUGGCACAACAUGAAUGCCCAGAAUGUGGGAAAAGAUUCUCAAAACAGAAGAUACUUAAUAUUCACCAGAAAAUUCACACAGAGGGAAACCCCUAUACAUGCACAGAAUGUGGGAAACACUUCUCUCAAAUGAAUAGUGUACGCAGACACCAGAGGAUUCAUACAGGGAUAAAACCAUUUGUGUGUAUAGAAUGUGGGAAAAGCUUUUCCCGUAAAAGCAGCCUGCAGGAACAUUUCAAAUUUCACACAGGGGAAAGGCUAUUUCCUUGUGUAGAAUGUGGGAAAAGUUUCUUUUCAAAGAGCCACCUUACCAGGCAUCACCGAGCUCACACAGGGGAGAAACCAUUUCCUUGUGUAGAAUGUGGGAAAAGUUUCUUUUCAAAGGGCCACCUUACCAGGCAUCACCGAACUCACACAGGGGAGAAACCAUUUCCUUGUGCAGAAUGUGGAAAAGGUUUCAUUUCAAAGUUCAAUCUUACCAGUCAUCAACAAACUCACACAGGGGAGAAACCAUUUCCUUGUGGAGAAUGUGGGAAAAGUUUCUUUUCAAAGAGUGACCUUACCAGUCAUCAAGAAACUCACACUGGGGAUAAACCUUUUCCUUGUGCAGAAUGUGGGAAAAGUUUCUCCGAUAAAAGAUACCUUCAGAAACACCAGAGAAUUCACACAGGGGAGAAACCCUAUGCAUGUACAGAAUGUGAUAAACAGUUCUCUGAAAUGGGUAAUCUACUCAGGCACCAGAGGAUUCAUACGGGGAUCAAACCAUUUGUUUGCAUGGAAUGUGGGAAAAGCUUCUCCGAUAAAAGAUACCUUCAGAAACACCAGAGAAUUCACACAGGGGAGAAACCCUAUGCAUGUACAGAAUGUGAUAAACAGUUCUCUGAAAUGGGUAAUCUACUCAGGCACCAGAGGAUUCAUACGGGGAUCAAACCAUUUGUUUGCAUGGAAUGUGGGAAAAGCUUCUCCGAUAAAAGAUACCUUCAGAAACACCAGAGAAUUCACACAGGGGAGAAACCCUAUUCAUGUAAGGAAUGUGGGAAAAGCUUCUCAUCCAAAAGCAGCUUGUAUACUCACCAGCGAAUCCACACGGAGGGGAAACCAUUCAUGUGCUCGGAAUGUGGGAAGAGCUUCUCCGAUGCGUGGUACCUUAAAUGUCACCAGAGAGUUCACACCGGGGAGAAACCCUAUGCCUGUACAGAGUGUGGGAAAAUGUUCAGAGUAAAGAGAGCUCUCACCCGGCACCAGAUGAGCCACACCGGGGUGAAACCAUUCACGUGCCCCGAAUGUGGGAAAAGCUUCUCCCGCAAGUGCCACCUGGAGAAACACUGCAACAUCCACACAGGGGAGAAACCAUUCACUUGUUCGGAAUGCGGGAAAAGUUUCAGUCUAAAGGAACGUCUCGACAGACAUCUUGUUAUUCACACAGGGGAGAAACCGUUGUCUUGUUCGGAAUGCGGGGAACGUUUCAGUGUAAAGGAAAGCCUCGCCAGGCAUCUCGCCACUCACACAGGGGAGAAACCAUUGCCUUGUUCCGAAUGUGGGAAAGGUUUCAUGUUAAAGGAAAGCCUCGCCAGGCAUCUCACCACUCACGUAAGUGGGAACCCAUUCACCUGCACAGAGUGUGGGAAGCAUUUUGCUUUAAAGAGUGACCUUCUGCGCCAUCACCGUAUUCACACCGGGGAGAAACCAUUCACCUGCACGGAAUGUGGGAAACGUUUUGCUUUAAAGAGCCACCUUUUGCGCCAUCACCGUAUUCACACGGGGGAGAAACCAUUCACCUGCACGGAAUGUGGGAAACGUUUUGCUCUAAAGAGCCACCUUCUGCGCCAUCAUCGUAUUCACACGGGGGAGAAACCAUUCACCUGCACGGAAUGUGGGAGUCAUUUCCGUCUGAAACGCGCGCUGAUCCGGCACCAGAGAACCCACUCCCAAAAGUGAUCUCUGGUUUUGCCCAGAAUGGAGCUUCUCUAAUAGAUCAGCCAUACGAGCAGGGUCAUUAUGUGGGGGGCAGUCGUCUUGGGCCCAGUGGGUUUAGGGGGUACUAUUAGCUGGGGGGCCCUAUGGGACGGGAGCUUGGGUGCCAGUAACAGCUUUCUGUGAAGUGUAAGUCCCGGUAAAGCCACAUUGGGAUUGGAUGGGCUGGAGGGGAAGUACAAACUGCAGCCAUCCAAUCCCUGUGCCGUUUUAAUGGGACUUGCUGGUUUCCCUUU
This is a messenger RNA of Xenopus tropicalis (tropical clawed frog), 2961 nucleotides long. Its product is annotated as zinc finger protein 260-like. Gene Ontology annotation, cellular component: nucleus. Bases 638 to 2689 code for a protein of 683 amino acids. NCBI's taxonomy places the organism in Eukaryota, Metazoa, Chordata, Amphibia, Anura, Pipidae. The transcript is spliced from 3 exons. Gene Ontology annotation, biological process: regulation of cell differentiation; negative regulation of transcription by RNA polymerase II. The record is from RefSeq and is a predicted model, not a curated record.